This is a messenger RNA of Anthonomus grandis grandis, 2261 nucleotides long. It is a transcript of the gene MED17, whose product is annotated as mediator of RNA polymerase II transcription subunit 17. Gene Ontology annotation, biological process: regulation of transcription by RNA polymerase II. The record is from RefSeq and is a predicted model, not a curated record. Gene Ontology annotation, cellular component: mediator complex; core mediator complex. The transcript has 9 exons. Gene Ontology annotation, molecular function: transcription coregulator activity. Bases 189 to 2111 code for a protein of 640 amino acids. NCBI's taxonomy places the organism in Eukaryota, Metazoa, Arthropoda, Insecta, Coleoptera, Curculionidae.
UUCUUUUAUUUACAAAAUCAAACCAAACUUUUACAUGUCUGUUUAUUAAACAAUUUCUAUUCCAAUUUUUGCUUUUUACAUAAUUGCAACGUUAUUGUUCUAUUUAAUGUAAGAAACAGUCAAGUGUUUUAUAUUUACUCCUUACAGGGCUUCCAAAAAUUUUAUUCAUACAAAGGCAAAACACAAAAAUGUCUUUUAACAGUGUGAAUAUAUCAGUGGAGGCCCCAAUAGAAAACCAAAUCCAAGAAAUAACAUAUGACGGAGUGGAAUUAUAUCAGCCGCCUUUAACACUAUCAGAAAGCUUAGCAAAAUAUGCCCAAAAAAUCGACUUCAGCAAAACCUCAGAGCUUGAUAUUAAGAGAGAAGAGGCAGCAGCUGAAGAGGCUAAAUCAGACACAGACAGUAAGGAUGCUUUCCAGUCUUCUUUAUGGCCCUGGGACUCUGUGAGGAACAAACUCAGAAACGCUCAUCAGGAAAUCUGCGUUUUGGCAGACGUUCUAGCUAUUGCCAAGGAAAAGCGAUAUAUGGUUUUGGAUCCUGUGCAGCAGGAACCCCUGGAAACAAAACCUAUGGUCCAAAUUUAUGCUCGGAAAAAAGCUUUAGCUGGUGCUGCAAAUGUAUUGCUAGCAGGGGUGGAGAAAUUAAAAACCUCCCAAAAUGAAGCUGCAAGAAACAGAACAAUGCCAGAUUUUCAUAUUGAGUUAUUAAGGCUUAGACAAAACUGGAGGUUAAAGAAGGUUUCCAAUACCAUUAUAGGAGAUUUAAGUUACAGAACAGCAGGUUCUAAGUAUUUACAAACUGGAACAUUUGAGGUAACAAAAGCUGAAGAUGACGAGAAGCCAGGAAGUCCUCCAAGUAGCCCAUUACCUACUGGAGGGCCAGCUGUAAAACAGACCAGUGCCCUUAAAGUUUCUAUACCCUCAGAACUACAAGGUGUCGCCUAUAUAGAGGUACUUUGCCAGAAGGACCAAGAAGACUUAUGUUCCGCAAACAUAAACCUGUUAGGAUCUGGAGCUCCGUCUUCUAACCCGGAUAUGCACUGGCAGCAAAAACUCGAAGCCGCCCAAAAUGUUCUUUUUUGCAAAGAAUUAUUUAAUCAGUUAGCCAAAGAAGCUGUUCAGCUACAAGCGCCCAUUCCUCAUAUGGUUGUGGGAAAUCAAAUUAUGGCUACUGUUUUGCCUGGUAUUCAGUUGAUAAUCGCGCUAAGGCAUUCUACUGGUUGUGAUAAGAAAGUAGAGAAACCGGCCCCAUCAAAAAGUGAACAUGACCAUGUUCUAGAGCAUUCCCUCCAUCAAUUACUAAGAGAGGUGCACCACAAAAAUACACAUCAUCCAUUUCCACAUCCUGCAACCGGGCCUUUGGGACCGUCUAAAAAAAGAAUGAUUGCAGGUCCCAUGGCUGCGGAUCGUUACGAACUUUUAGAAAUGACCAAAAAAGAAACGUUACUAGAACAAAUAGUAAAACAGGCUCAGCACUUUAUUAUGCGUAUGCGAACCGAGUAUGUAUUAGAUACGAUAGCGAAAGAGUUCAAAGACCCACUAAUAUCGUCACACUGGAACACCUUAAACAGCCCUACCCAGAGCUGCGUGAAAAUUAAUAUUUCGACGCAUGGAUACGAUGCUGUUUGUAGGACGCCACUCGUCAUACAUGUCGGAGAAAAGAGUUUGAAAUGUAUUUGUAGAGAUGGCAAAGUAAUGAAUAUGAGCUAUGAACCGCAAGAGUUGAGAGAUCUGAUAUUUUGUCAUAUUAAUCAACAUCAAAUAUUGGCAGUACAAGCGUUGGCAAAGACCAUGGGUUGGCAACCGUUGGGUAAUUCCAGUCAUUUGGGCACAGGUCCAGUAGAACCGUUGGGAAACGCAGCAUUAUGCCUAUUAGCCUCGCCUACUGGAGAUCGAAUAAUCGCAGUUCGAUGCGAGCCACAGGCCAGUGGCAUGCAAGUAUCCGUCGCGCAUUCACCCAGAACGGAUUUCUUUCCCAGUCGGUUGGUCACAGAACGGAAAUGGGAACAUUUGGGCGGCCAAUUCAGGGACGUGAGGUUGGAUAAGAUGGAAGGUCGCAAUUUUCUGCAUAAAAUGGAAUUGCUUAUGGCUAGUCUGACUAGUAAUUCCUAGAUGAUUUCGAGUCAAAUAUCAGUUAUUUUAAACAAUAAUAAUUUUAAGAUUUACUGAAUAAAAUUAAGUUUAUGAUGUAAUUGUAUAUAUAAUUGAAUGUACUUUUCAUAAUAAAAUAACACCAUAUGGCUGGUCCUUUUAUGACUUAUA